Elaeis guineensis (African oil palm) is the source of this 1756-nucleotide messenger RNA. Its product is annotated as cyclin-D4-1. The record is from RefSeq and is a predicted model, not a curated record. NCBI's taxonomy places the organism in Eukaryota, Viridiplantae, Streptophyta, Magnoliopsida, Arecales, Arecaceae.
UCGCCCAAUCGGCUUGCUAUUUCCCACGUCUCCACCCAUGCUUCACAAAAGCUCUCUUUCCUCCGUAUACAACAGUGUCCUCGUCUCCUCUUUUCUCCCUGUCUCUUUCUCUCUUAGUUGGAGGCUAAUAGUAUGAAAAGCUCCAUCUUUUAGACCUCCUCUUCUCCAAAGAGGCCCAUUUGAGGAGGAGAGAGAGGAAAAAAUCCUUCCAAUCUAAAUCCAAUGAAUGUCACCCACAACUUCGCUUCAUCAAACCUCCUCUGCACAGAGGAUAACACCAGCAUUAUGGUAUUUGAUGAUGGGGAACUGGAGGGAUUCGAUGAAGGGGCCAAGGGCUAUGAUCCUGGCUGGAUUCCGGAAAAAAGGAGUGAUUUUUAUGGGGAUUUCUUGAAGGGUUUUCCCGUGCAGUCAGAGGAAUUCAUUGCUUCGCUGGUUGAGAAGGAAUUGGAACAUAUUCCGGGAGAGGAUUAUGCCAAGAGGUUGCUGAGUCGGGACUUGGACAUUUCAGUCAGGGGAGACGCUAUUGAUUGGAUUGGAAAGGUUCAUGCGCAUCACAGUUUUGGACCUUUGAGCGCCUAUUUAUCUGUAAAUUAUGUGGAUCGAUUCCUUUCAGCCUGUGAACUCCCAGAAGGUAAGGCUUGGAUGGCACAGUUGCUCUCUGUGGCCUGCUUAUCUCUUGCUGCUAAGAUGGACGAAAAUGAAGUUCCUCUAUCACUAGAUUUGCAGGUGAAAAAAGUUGGUGAGGCACAAUAUUCAUUUGAAGCCAGGACCAUCCAGAGAAUGGAGCUUUUAGUACUAAGCACCCUCAAGUGGAGGAUGCAAGCCGUGACACCUUUCUCAUUCAUAGAUUACUUUCUUCAAAAGUUUAAUGAUGGCAAGUCCCCAACAAAGUCAUUAGUUUUGCACUCUGUAGAACUUAUCCUGAACACUGUUAGAGGAACCGGAUUUCUAGGAUUCAGGCCCUCCGAGAUUGCCGCUGCUGUUGCAUUGUUGGCAUUGAAAGAAAUCCAGAUUGUGGAAAUCGAAAACAAUUUAACUCGUUGCAUCCAUGUAGAUAAGGAGAGAGUAUUAAGAUGUUAUGAAGAGAUCAAAGCGAUGACAUUGGUGGGAAAGGAGAGCAGUAAAAGUGCUAGUCCAUCAGUUUCCCCUAUACCACAUAGCCCAAUUGGGGUGUUGAACGUUGCAUUCCUGAGCUCUAAAAGUGAUGAUAUAACAGUUGGGUCACAUGCAAAAUCUCAAAUCCGCUCCAGCUGCCAAGGAUAGGAAACUAAGCAGACCAUCAAUCCCAUGAAAGAAGAGAGCUUUGUUAGUUGUGUUCACUUGAUUGUGAGGCUUGGUAUCUUUCAACUCUGAUUUGGUUAGUGGGAGAUUUGUUGUGGUCUAGUAAGCACUAAACAAAUGUGGAUGACUGAAACUUGACAUGGAUGAGAAAAAGGUGAAUAAAUAUGAGUGAGGGACUCACCAGCUCAUGCUUUUAAUAUGAAUGAAGGAAUCACCUGCUGUAAAAUUAUGAAGGACAACAGAGAACUGAGGAAAAAUAUGAAAGAGAGAAAGAGAGGGAGAGAUUACAGUUAGUAUUCUAGGGAGGGGCUGCCAGAGCUAGAUUGAGAAAACCUAGUGUUCUUUGGAUUUGUUCUUAUUGUGAAAAAUUAUAUAAAUACCUUCCUAUUUGGGAUCUAUAAAGUAUCCCACAUGAAGAAGUCAAGAGGAGUGGAAAAAGCAGUGGGUUUGCAUUAUAAUAGCCAUUUAUUACUGA